Messenger RNA from Dicentrarchus labrax (European seabass), 2914 nucleotides. It is a transcript of the gene asb14b, whose product is annotated as ankyrin repeat and SOCS box containing 14b. Gene Ontology annotation, molecular function: protein binding. The transcript has 10 exons. The coding region runs from base 902 to 2521 and encodes 539 amino acids. Gene Ontology annotation, biological process: intracellular signal transduction. NCBI's taxonomy places the organism in Eukaryota, Metazoa, Chordata, Actinopteri, Moronidae. Gene Ontology annotation, cellular component: cytoplasm. The record is from RefSeq and is a predicted model, not a curated record.
AGCAGUCUCAGUAUUUAAUUUAGUUGUUUGUUGCAUGUGCAAUCAAAUGAAAUCCAAACACCUAAUAUUUGUCUACUGUUGUAGUAGGUGUUACUGCAAAAGUCAUCCUGCUGUGUUUAAUAAUUACUGUGUUAUGAGUGAAUGUGCAUAUGAGCUGAAUGGUGUCAGUAAUGGCAGUGCUCAGUGGGUCACAGCCAGGUGCUGGCUGUAAAGACCCCGUGAUCUGAUAUUUAUAGUUGGAGAGAUAUAAAUAACUGCAGCAUGUAGGGGUACUGAGGAGCCUACUGGCUCUACUGUUGUUAACGCCACCGAAGGCACAGCCAUUUGACUGAAGGUAAACACCAUACAAUACAUAAAUAAUGCAUCUAUUGAGAAAAAACUAGACUGAUUAGUGCAGAGUGUACAGUAUAGACAAUGUGUUGGACUUCAUGGUUUGUUGAAUUUCAAGGUUAUGUUGUUGAAUUUACAGAUCAUUUAAUAGCACUCGUACUGUUAAAAUUCAUAUUUAAGAAAUGCUCCCAUCAGUCAUUUGUGCAGUAGGAACCUCCAUGCAUUUUUUGUUUUGGACACGCUGAGAAAUACUGUAAUAUAAAACUAUAAAAAAUAAAAUACUGUACUGUAGCUCUCACAUGGCCUGUAAAAUUAAGAGCUAUAGGGCAAAAUCAAAAUCAUUAGAUCCAGUAUCUUGAAUACAUUUAAGUGACAUUUGACAUCUAAUUUAACAAUAGGAAUAAAGCUGUCUGCAACUACUCUGUGUUUAACUGUAGUGUGCUCAAGUUUACGUUUCCAUGUUGGUAUUCAGGGCUACAAGUUCUCAGGUACCAGAAUUAAUGAUCUUGUUUACCUUAAGACUGUCUUCCCAGAGCAACCCCUUGUGCACUAAAACUUUCUGGACUAACAGAUGAGCACAAAGACAGAAGAUGAUUUUUAUCAAUCGGAGGACGACUUGGAUGAAGACGAGGCAACGCAAUAUAUGAUUGAACAAAGUCUGAUUCAAUAUAGAAAGCUCAAAGGAUUGAAUCCAAGUGAUCUGAAACCCAGUGAAGACCCUGAUGAGAUUUUCAAAGCCAUCAGGGAGGGUGAUGAAGAUGCACUGAACAGAAUUGCAGUGCAACCAGAGACUCUGUCCAGGGUUGAUGACCGAGGGUGGAUCCCACUGCACGAGGCUGCAGUCCAAGAGAAUAAAAGGAUACUUGAGAUUAUCUUCUCAGCAUCACCCCCAGGUGCAGUCCAGUGUCGUACCCUGAAGGGUGAGACUGCACUGUUUCUGGCUGUGGUUCAUGGACUCAGAAAGAAUGCCACAUUCCUGUUACAGAACGGUUGUAGCCCAGAUCUCCAGAACGAUGAGCAGGAUUCUCCAUUAGUGGCAGCUAUUCUCAAUGACCAGUACGACUUGGCCACGCUAUUGCUUCGCUACAAUGCCAAAGUAGACCAAACAGGACCACUAAACAGGACAGCUCUACAUGAGUCCGCCUUCUUAGGCCUGGAGAACUUUGUCUAUCUGCUCCUAGAGUCGGGUGCCGACCCGAAUGCGUGUGACAUCAAAAAGAAAACUCCACUGUCUCUGGCUGCACUGAAUGGACAUCUGAAUGUGGUCGAGGUCCUGUUACAGAAAGGAGCUGAUGUGUGGUGUGAAUCGGAGUCUGGCACCGUUUUGUUUGAUGCAGCAGCAUCAGGAAACCCUGACAUAAUCUCCUUACUCCUGGACCAUGGAGCAGAUCCCAACCUACCUCUUUACAGUGGGCACCUGCCAAUUCACCGUGUGGCCUACCAUGGACACAUACUGGCCCUGGAGCACCUCAUUCCAGUGACUAAGCUGGACGCUGUAAAGGAAAGUGGGAUGAGUCCUCUCCAUUCUGCAGCUGCCGGGGGACAUGCCCAUUGUGUGGAGAUGCUGCUUAAAGCUGGCUAUGAUCCAAACUUCAUGCUGCACCCAAGGGUGGCUCUUAGGCAGGGCAACUAUGAGAUGAUCAACACAUUACUGAAGUCUGGAGCAAAUGUCAACUACUACUCCCGUGUCAACAGCACUCACUUCCCCUCGGCACUGCAGUAUGCCUUGAAAGAUGAGGUCAUGCUGAGAAUGAUUCUGAACCAUGGAUAUGAUGUUAAGCGUUGCUUUGACUGUCCCUACGGCAACAGUUCCCAUGACUACGCUCCUUGGACGACCUCAAUCAUUAAAGACAUGGUGUUCUGUGAGGUCAUAACAGUGUCCUGGCUUAAGCACUUAUCUGCUCAGGUGGUGCGCAUCAUGCUCGACUACACCGACCAUGUCUCCUUCUGCACCAAACUUAAAGACACCUUGGAGGAGCAGAAACAGUGGCUGGAGAUCUGUCACAUUCAAAGAAAUGCAAGGAGCCUGAAGCACCUGUGUCGGUUGCGGAUAAGGGAGCAUCUCAGUCGCCUGCGCUUGAGAGCCCCAGUUUUCAUCAACUUCCUUCCUCUUCCUACCAGGCUGAAAGAUUACCUACGCUACAAGGAGUUUGAUGUUUACAGCAGGGGCACCAUGUUUAACCCAGAGUGAAAACACAUUUACAGUUGUCACAGAUACCGCUGUGACAGAGGGACAAAGACAGUCACUAUCCAUUAUCUGUUUGCCUUGAUAUUGUGUGUUUUGGAAAGUGCUUUCCAAGUACAUGUACUUUAUGCCUUACAAUAUUAUUUGUACAAAACUGUAUGUACUGUUUAGUUCUGUCUUUUAAUAGUUACAGUGACACAUUAAUGCCUUGUUUAAAGAUUUACUGUUAUAGCAAAUGGGUCCUAAAGGAAAAACAUGCAUGGGAUUACAUUAAUAUUCUAAUUAUUAUUUCAAGCUCAGUCACAUUUUAUAAUGUGAAUACAGAAUGUAAUGCAAUAAAGCAUACAGCCAGUAUCUAAUUAAAAUGUUUACAAUGUUAUUAAAAAAAACCUAAAAUUA